UUUAUGUCUAUGAUUCUAUCACUUGAUUGUUAUUGUUAAUCAUAUUCAUAAAUUCCUAAUUCAUUAACAUAUUUAGUUUGUAAAUUGAAAAAAUAUAAAAGCUAUAUCUUUUAAUACAAAAUUAUUGUUAAACUUGUGAAUUUUAGGAAUUAUGGCGGCGCAAGUACCUUUAUUAAAUUUUGAAUUGCUUGCUUUUGAGUGUUACCUAAUGUUGAUUUGAUGGAAUUUUUCUUUCAAAUGGUCAAAGAGAACCUAAUUGAUGUCAAGUGUUUCUUUUUAAAAAUUUUAAUGUCAGUUAUUAAUAUUUAUCAUGUGUGAACUCUCUCUUGAUAGUUUAUUAGUAACUAGUAUAUAGGCAUGGCCACGGGGCGGGUUACCCGGAACCGAACCGGUCCCGAACCGCUUGGAACCGAAUCCGGAACCGGAACCGUUUGCGACAGGUUCCGAACCGCCCCGAACCGCGAAACCGUGAAACCGCCGGAAAAAACCGUCGUAAACCGGGUAAAAAACCCGCGGUUUGGAACCGGAACCGGUCCGGGAGAACCGGCCCAACGGUUCCAUGGAACCGGAACCGGAACCGGUCUGGUUGAACCGGCUCAACGGUGUGGAACCGGAACCGGGACCGGUCCGGUUGAACCGGUUCCAUGGAACCGGUUCGCCAAAAUAUGACCGUUUUGUUACCGUUAACUAGCCGUUGCAUUCUCCUCUAUAUAUACUCAUCACUUUCAAUCAUUUUCAUUCACAACUCAUCUCUUCUCCUACUCUCUCUACUUACUCUCUCUGCUUAAUUCUUUAAUUACGCAAUUAUUCUCUUAAUUACAUAAUUAGUCUUUUAAUUAUUUCUUAAUUUAGUUAGUUACAUAAUUAAUUAAUUAUUUAUUUCUUAAUUCUAUAUUUCUAUUAUUACUUCAAUAUUAUCAAUCAUGUCUUCAUUUUUGAAAAAAGCCACAAAAAAAGUUACUAAAGUGGCAAAAUCAUUGGGAGGUUCCAGUUCCUCCAAAAGAAAGGCCACUUCUACUCCGUCGGUAUCAACAACACCUUCCAUUAGUAAUUAUAAUUAUGAACAUAAUUAUCCGGAAGGGUACGACCCAGAGUUACAUAAUUAUGCAGAAGAAGUGGAAAGAGAAAUACAAAUUGAUGAAGAAGAAGAACAAGAAGAGGAACCAACGACCCCAAUUGGGAUAAAUAUAUCUCGACAGUCAUCAACAAGAUCACAUGAAGAACAAGGAGAACAACAACAACAAAGACAAGCUCGUGGUAAACGAGUCAAUUUCCAAACUAUCGAUGAAGAUGAACCAGUAAGACAACCUUUUCCGGCAAUGCCACCUCCUAGUGGUAGAGCUGUUUCACAUGUGUGGUCGUAUUUCACAAAAGAACCAACCGAGAAUCCAGAUAUUUUCUUAUGCACUUAAAAAAGUGUAUUGGUCAUUAGAUACUCCUACACAUUGGGACUCAACCAACGAUUUAUUAAGAAAGGCGAUUGCUUAUCGCCCAGUAAUAACACAACUAUAUAGUGAGUGUACAGAUAGUUUCAGAGCUGAUGACACUUGGGAAUUAGCUAUAGGUGUACAUAACAUAUUAGAAGCGUAUGACCACGCGACUAAGAUUUUUUCUUAUGUUUAUGAACCGAACGUUCACUUAGUAAUAAGUGAAUGUAUUACUAUUUUUUAUCAUCUCCUUAAAUAUACACAUGAAGAUACUAACCCAAAAUUGAGGCCGAUUCUUGUAGAUAUGAUGGAAAAAUGGCAAGCAUAUUUUACCGAUUUUCCUUAUAUUUAUGGAACCGCAACCAUUUUGGACCCACGUUUUAAAACCGAGGUCCUUACUAAAGUAAUAGGAUUUUAUUACCAAUCGUUAGAUCGCCCGUCUACUGAUGUACAUAAUUAUGUAGGAACAUGUAAAAAAUAUUAGCAGAACUCUAUGAUUUUUACGCUAGUGUAUAUAACCCGAAACGCGAUAUGUCUAGGUGUGCUAGCGUUUCGGCACGUCCCUCUUACUAUAAUUCGGUAAUAGCUAACAUAAUGACUCAAGAUGAUAGUUUUGUAGGAUCAUCUUCUUCUUCCUCGACCUCAUAUUUAGAACUAGAUAGUUAUCUUAAACACCACUUUGAAAUAGACCAAAGUAUCUACAAUAUUUUGGAGUGGUGGAAAGAAAAAUCUGUUAAAUUUCCCAUUUUAUCGAGAAUUGCAAAGGAUAUCCUUGCAAUUCCCGCGUCAACAAUUGCGUCGGAGUCUGCUUUUAGUGCAGGUAGAAGAGUUUUGGAAGAAAAGCGAUCUCGUCUUGCUCCACAUAGUAUUCAAAUAUGUGUUUGCAAAAAAGAUUGGGAUCAAGCGGAGAUUCGAACACAAGGACUAAGGAAUGAUGAUGAUCAAGACGACGAUGAUGAUCCAUGGAUGAUGAUGGAUACAUCUGCAUCAUCGUCAGGAGGAGAGUCAGCGGAAGCAUCUAAUCAACCACAUGAUGAUGACGAAGAUGAAUAGGAUCAAUCCGACAAGCGACAACGAUAAAUCAACAUUCAACAACUAUAAAUAAAAGGUAUGACAAAGAACUACGUGGGCUUUGAUUCCUUCGGGAUACGUAGGCAGCUUAGUAUUCAUUUGGGUACUAGGUUCAAGUCCAUUUUCUCCCUCUUUUUUUAUUAAUCAUCUUUAUUGACAUUAUCAUUGAUUCGUUUCUUAUUAAUUUAUUUUUUUCCAUUCUUUUUAGUAAAUAUUUCAAUAACGAUGACAACUUGACAUGCAAUGAAUUUCGCUAAUAAUCAAGUAAUCAUCAAAGGUACGUCCGCGAUAUUAUAGUAUUUUUUUAUUAUAUAAAUAUUUAAAGAAAAAAUAAAAAUGGAACCGAUGGUCCGACCCGCCCGUCCCGUGAGUUGGAACCCCGUAACCGCCUCAUGAACCGCCAAGGAACCGCCCGGAACCGCCCGGAACCGGAACCGGAACCGGAACCGUUCGCGACAGGUUCCAAAUGGAACCGGAACGGAACCGGACCAACCCGGACCGUGGCCAUGCCUACUAGUAUAUAUCUGGUGCAAUGCAUGGAUGUAUCAGUUCAUUAAUUUAAUUUAUAUAAAAAAUUAUUAAAUAUAAAUGUUUAUGUUUUUAAACUAACCAUUAUAAUUGAUCAUAACUAUAUUUUACUAGCUAAAACGAUUAUUACUAAAUGAUAAAAAAUAAUUUUUACUAAUGAAAGUUUUUCUUUCCUAAGUAAAUUGAUUAAUUUGAGAAAACAUAUGAAUUUAAGGUUUGCUAAACAGAGGCUAAAUUAUUCUACAAACAUUAUUACAAACUUUCUUCUUUAUAUCCAUACACAAACACUUUGUUGAUGACAUGCUCUAAUUAUAAUUUUCUUUAUUAUAAUUUUCAUUGUAAAAUUUUUCUAGAUAAGAUUUUAGUUAUUAUUUGUAAAUAUUGAAGUAAACUGAAUAAUUAUGUUGACGAAUAUCAAUGUUAUUCUGGAUAUUAAUAUAUAUUUUAAGAGUUUUUUAUGUCUGGAAGUUAAGAGAUUUUAUAACUCUAAACCUCAAACCUCAAAAGGAAGAAACCAAACAAACAAACAAACAACACCAAAUCAAAAGCUACCAUACAAAGAGACAACAACAGGAAAACCCAAAUCAAGUACACACCAGAUUAUCCUUCCAUCUAUUAUCAAUACGAGCAGCAACAUGAAAGAUAAUGGACUUAGCAACCUGCUGAUUGAAAAGAUGUUGUCCACCAAAAAUUCUAAUGUUCUUCUGCAUCCAGACAUGAAAAACCAACUCAGACCAACACAUAGAGAUGAUGGUAGACCACAUACUUUUGCGCUUACUUAUCCUGCUCAUGUACUCCAUGUCAAGCUUAAUGUCCCCACGCCACUGAAUACCAAAAAUGAAGUGAAGGAGAGCAGCCUGGAUAGCCUUCGUGAAACUACACUUACUAAAAUAUGGUCCCUAGACUUAUUAAUAAACUUUCAGAUCUAGAAACUUGAUAAAGGGUCCCAAGUCAUUCCCUAUUUUCUGAGUUGAUCAAUAGUAGGGAGCUUGUCCUAAAGAGCUUGCCAAAGACAUAAGGAGCUCCUUGGGGUAGCUCUAUUCCUGCACCACAGAGGCCUCCAAAAGGGCUUAAUAUUUCGCCCAAUCAUAUUUUGAUAUGCAGUUUGGAGGUUAAACUUCCCAUUCACAACAUAACUAUUCAAAUCACUCUUAUUAUUAACCAAACCUCUACUUUCAACAAUCUUUCAAAGCAUCCAAGAGUUUCUUAUU
Molecule: messenger RNA, 4237 nt
Organism: Amaranthus tricolor (Joseph's coat)
Lineage: Eukaryota; Viridiplantae; Streptophyta; Magnoliopsida; Caryophyllales; Amaranthaceae
Exons: 2
Coding region: 924-1412 (162 amino acids)
Source: RefSeq, a predicted model, not a curated record